Pseudomassariella vexata is the source of this 1495-nucleotide messenger RNA. RefSeq lists its product as uncharacterized. The transcript has 4 exons. The record is from RefSeq and is a predicted model, not a curated record. NCBI's taxonomy places the organism in Eukaryota, Fungi, Ascomycota, Sordariomycetes, Amphisphaeriales, Pseudomassariaceae. Bases 244 to 1410 code for a protein of 388 amino acids.
GACACAGCUGCAUUUCGACCCAAGUUCUCGGCGGACCGUAGCAUUAAUAUCCCUUCAGGGUUGUCAACCCUAUCCCUACCUCGCCGUCUCAGUGUCUCCUAUAUUCUCGCGAGUGCCCUCGUCAAAAUACAAAUUAUGCAUUCCUCCAUCUAGUCUGCAGUUGAUGUCCCCUAUAUUAGUCUCGUAGCUGUACUCUCGACGAGACAACAAUAUCGAAUCUCCAUCUCGGCAUCCACUUACGAUAUGGCCACAACCAUUGACCCCCUCACCCCGGCGGCUCCGGCACCGGCCGGCGUGACUGCCGACUUCUACAGCACCUCGCAGCUACAGCUGGAGCUCCUCGUUGUCUUUGGUGUGACGUUUGGAAUUGCCACAAUCUUACUUAUGCUCCGUCUCUACACCGGUCUCGUCUUGACGAAACAACUAGGCUGGGAUGCAUUUUUCGUCGUACUGUCAUGGUUGGCAUCUCUAACAUUCUUCAUCGUUAUGGUGAUAGCUUUUCAGGCCGGCUUUGGCAGACACCUGUACAAUGUCAAUGUGGGCCAACUGGCAAGAUACAUCGAACUUCUCAAGACUAUGGCUAUCACGUACAUUUGGCCGCCAACGUUAGCCAAGGUGUCACUUCUCUUCCUCUACUACCGCAUCGACAAACAUAUGGGCUUCCGAUACUGCAUUCCGCUAGCAGGAUUCGCAGUCCUCGCGCCGACAUUGAUCUACACUAUUCUGUUUGCAGGGCCAUGCGAUCCCGCCAAGGGUGACCUGCAAUGCCUCAACAAGUUGGCCGUGUCACAGGCCGUCACCAAUAUUGGCACCGACGCCAUGCUUAUUGCUAUGCCCAUCCACAUGAUUGCGAAUCUCAACAUGGCCAUGAGGCAAAAGAUCACCCUAGGCUGCUUGUUGGCCUUUGGUUCAUUCGUUGUGGUUUUCUCCAUUAUACGCGCUGCCUUUGUCCACUCCUUCGUCUCCGACGCAGACAUCACGCACACCCAAGCCUACGUGGCGAUAUGGGGGUGUCUUGAGCUCAACUUCGGCAUAAUUUGCAACUGCCUUGCCGUGCUUAAACCUUUCCUCACCCGCCACAUGCCCUGGCUGGCGCGCAGAAUCACCGGAACCUCUGGCACCCGUGGUCAACCCAGGAGCAAAAGCGAGCAGACCACGACAGCUUUCAGCAUGGCUAAGCAGAGCUCGCGUAGCCAUUGGCGGGGUGAUCCGGGGAACCACAGCUAUCAGCUGCAUAGUGUGGGCAAGUCACUUACUCCAGACCCUGAGCAGCAGUUGUCUUCGACGAACAAGCCCACCUCGCGCGUAAUUGUGACGGAUGAGUACUUUGUCGACUAUUCGCCCAAAAAGCCCAACGGAGGAGACGAUUCGAGCACCGAAGGUAUUUUGGAAGACUCUACCAGACGAUAGGUCACAAAUGGCGACUUGUGUAAAAAAGCUGUGAACAACAUGUAUCCUUCUAAUGUAGUAAUAUAAUAUAUGUAUAGUAGCAACC